CCCAGUUCCGUUAUGUAUACGAGUAGACAUGGCUGAGGAAUCUGCGACCUCUAAUGGCUCAUUACGAAAUUUCACGACUCACGAGAGUACAAGUAAAAGAGGAUGGUUAUUCAAGCGCUCGCACUUCACUCACCGAUGGAAACCAGCGUGGUUUGUGUUACACGAAACGCAGCUCAUGUAUGGCAAGAAUGAAACGGCACCACUAAAGAAAAUCAACCUUAUUGGUGCCCAAGUAAAAGAAGCUGAUUCCAGUGAUCAGGAGUACAUGUGGACAGUUACACCAUUAGACAGCAGAAGGACCUUCUUCCUCAGAGCUGGAAGUGAAGUGGAACAGCAGGAAUGGAUGGAGGCAGUGGCUGAAGUGUUGAUGAAGUUCUCCAAAGGAGGCUCCUACCACGCUUGCACUGUGCAGUAGGGAUCUUUUUGGGCAAAAACACGAGCUACACGUACAAAUGUUUUCAGUGGAAUAUUUUGCUUAAUGU
This is a messenger RNA of Erpetoichthys calabaricus (reedfish), 482 nucleotides long. RefSeq names its product pleckstrin homology-like domain-containing protein. The coding region runs from base 29 to 415 and encodes 128 amino acids. The record is from RefSeq and is a predicted model, not a curated record. The transcript is spliced from 2 exons. NCBI's taxonomy places the organism in Eukaryota, Metazoa, Chordata, Cladistia, Polypteriformes, Polypteridae.